Wickerhamiella sorbophila is the source of this 531-nucleotide messenger RNA. RefSeq lists its product as hypothetical. Gene Ontology annotation, molecular function: fatty acyl-CoA hydrolase activity. The coding region runs from base 1 to 531 and encodes 176 amino acids. The record is from RefSeq and is a predicted model, not a curated record. The transcript has a single exon. Lineage: Eukaryota; Fungi; Ascomycota; Dipodascomycetes; Dipodascales; Trichomonascaceae.
AUGGUUACGUUGAAGGAGAAAGUGCAGCACGCGCUUGAUCUCAUGUCGUUUGCACUGGACUCGGACCAGCAGGUUUUUUUCCAUGAAAUUCAUGCCAACCCGCCGCGGGUGCUGGACGUCCGCACCAACGAUAAGGGCCAGCCUGUGGUGCAAUUUGAGUUUAACACCAAAUCCUUUAUGCGGAAUCACAUGGAUGCCACCCACGGUGGUGCUCUCACGACCAUUCUGGACUGGUACUCGUCAAUGGCUGCAGUGGCUGAUGAGCGGUACUGGUCCAAGGAGGAUCGACUGCCGACCGUGCAGGAAAUUAUUAGAUGUGGCGAGGACAUGGGCCUUUCCCGCAGUCUCAAGUCGCAAUUUAUGCGGCCGGUACCGGUUGACACCACGGUUCUUCUCGAAUGCAGAGUGCUCUCAAAUGGCAAAAAGAGCAGCUGCAUUUCGAUGACUAUUUAUGACGAGGAUGGUCGACCUCUCUACGAGGGCCUGCACGACAAAAUCAAGCUGUACAAACCCAUUGAAACCAAACUUUAA